Molecule: messenger RNA, 2648 nt
Organism: Kockovaella imperatae
Lineage: Eukaryota; Fungi; Basidiomycota; Tremellomycetes; Tremellales; Cuniculitremaceae
Product: pseudouridine synthase
Exons: 9
Coding region: 22-2634 (870 amino acids)
Biological process (GO): pseudouridine synthesis
Cellular component (GO): nucleus
Molecular function (GO): RNA binding; pseudouridine synthase activity
Source: RefSeq, a predicted model, not a curated record
ACAACGGGCACGAUUACAACAAUGGUCGAAGAUCCAUCUGUCAAGAGGCCGUUGGAGCUCGUCGAGGAUGAAGAUGGCAAAUCAAGAGCUAAGCGUUUCAAGAACGAGUCGGAUCAGGCAGGACCAGCGGUCAGCGCUGAGCCUACGGAAGGCUCAGCUCGAGUAGAUAACGCUGAGGAUGAAGCAGAAGACAGCGUCCUGAUCAGACCAAGCUAUCAUGAUGAGCCCGGACCAGUAUCUCGACUGGGACUCAAGCCUAUGCUGCCCGUCCUGCCACCUUCGUUGGAGCUCGUGACGGGCGUCAAGGCCGAUCUGAGAGCUCGAAAGGGGUUCGUAGGGGAAGAAGAAGUUGGUAUCAUCGGUUACGCUGGACCUAGUGGCGUCAGUGGGAUUAAGGGGGUGAUCAAACAGAGGUUCACAGACUUCCUGGUCAACGAGGUGCUAUUAAACGGCACAGUGCUGCACCUCAAAGACAUCCGAAAGCCACAGGAACCCGAGACGAAAUCUCAAGACAAGGGCAAAGCUAAGGCUGUGGCAGGCGCAGCGGAAGGACCCGAGGAGCCACAAGCUCAAGAGCCCCCUACAGAGGAAUCUCCGAAAGAUACUCAGAUUGACCUGCCUGAAGAGCUUCAGUUCCCAGCUCAUCCAUCCUGGACGCUGUCCACGACGAAGGGCCUACGACCCCAUCUGUCCGACUCGACUAUCAAAUCCUUCUAUAACCUGUUAGUGGAAGGGAAAGAUCCUCCUCCGAAGCAAGAUUCUGGCUGGGGUCAACGAAAACCCAAGGAGGCAGGAGCAGGAGAAGAGGCAGCCAUGAAUCUUGAUUCGUUGACCCAAGAUACAUCCGCGGCCGGUGGACAUGGACGAGGCUUUCCGCAGGGACGCGAUCGAGGUAGAGGAAGAGAUGGACGGGGCAGGGGUGGGCGUGGUGGCAGAGGUGGAGGAGGCGGCUCCAAUGGCGAGUGGUGGACUGCAAAUGGCGAUGAUCGAGAAGUUCUAUCACAACCAAUGGCGGACAAGGAACAGCGGGCUGCUGCACACAAAGCAGUCCGCGAGCAUCUCAAUGGGCUCUUUGAGACUUCCUCUCGGGAAGCGCCCGGAGGUGGUCAGGUCCUCGUGAUCAAAUGGGCCAGGCAACAAUCUCGUCGUGCGCCAAAUGACCGCGAUCGAGAUCAACCCAAACUUCCCCAGUACAUCCACUUCACGAUGCACAAGUCGAAUCGCGAAACACAAGAUGCGUUGUCUCAUCUCGCCAGAUCUCUGGGAUGUUACCCUAAAGAUCUCACAGUCUGCGGGACGAAAGACAAACGGGCAGUUACUGUCCAACGAGUAUGUCUCAAGCGCGGGAACCGAAAUCUUGUCAGCGUUUGGAGGGCGGCCAAUCAAGUUGGCAAAGGACGCAGAAGUGAGGAAGAUGUCGAGUGUACAAGGGGAGACCGAGGUGUCAGGAUUGGAGAUCUCGAGUACUCUACAAAGUACCUCGAUCUCGGUAUGCUCAACGGGAAUAGGUUUUUAAUUACCUUGAGAAACAUUCAAAAUGACUCUGAGGCCGAUUUAGACACUGUUCUAGGAUCAUUGCGGGAUCGUGGUUUCGUCAACUUCUACGGCAUGCAACGCUUCGGCACGUCGACGGUUCCGACUCACGUUACCGGCCUCCACAUUCUCCGCGGGGACUGGGGACUGGCUCUCGAUUCUAUUCUUUCGUUGAGAGAAGGGGAGCAUCCGGAUUGCGUUCGAGCCAGGUUGGCUUGGCUGGAAGAUCAAGACUACGAGAAAGCUCUGCAGCUCAUGCCGCGACGCAGUGUGGCUGAGAGAUCUAUCUGGGAGUUCUACAAGCGAGGAGGAUCCUUGACCGACAAGGUUGGCGCUCUGAGUAGCAUUCCUAGGAACCUCAGGACUAUCUACGUCCACGCGUAUCAGAGUUUCGUUUGGAACCUCAUCACGUCAGAGAGGAUAAAAUUGUCCGCGACAGAAACACUUGUCGGUGACUUGGUCUUUGAGCACGGCAAGGAAAAUCCGAACAGCUCGAAAUCGGGCCAAAAUGGAAAAGCAAGGACCAAAAAUGACACUUCCGAAUCGUCGUCCUCUCAGGAUGUCAAGGUGUUGACAGAAGCGGACGUGUCACAGUACAAGAUCACUGAUGUCGUCUUACCCUUACCUGGAUGGAAUGUGGAUUAUCCAAGUGGCACCAUUGGAGAGCUUUACGAAAAAGUCUUGGCCGCAGACGGUCUAAACAUUCAUCGAAUGAGAAGGGAUCAAAGAGAAUACUCUCUGCCUGGUGGAUACCGGCCCAUCAUUCUUCGUCCAGCUCACUGUUCAUGGUCUCAUAUGCGAUACACGGACCCCGAUAUCGCGCUCGUUCAAUCUGAUGAAGAUAAAUUACUCGAUUUGAACCCUCCGGCUCCUCAUGAUCCUGAUGGCAAAUUCCAAGCGUUGAAAUUGGACCUCGAGCUUGGGCCGAGUGUUUACGCUACAAUGGCGUUGAGGGAAGUCACAAGGGAGGAGACGAGUACAUGGCAUCAGAUUGGCUUGACGAUGCAAAGUGGAGAUCAAGAGUUCAAAGGGGUAGGCGGGGCAGCCGCAGCAGCCAGUGGAGAAGACGAUGCGAGAGAUAAUGGCGCUCUGGCAGAGUAGAACGAAAAGGAAUA